Entamoeba invadens IP1 is the source of this 2010-nucleotide messenger RNA. Its product is annotated as serine/threonine protein kinase ppk15, putative. Lineage: Eukaryota; Evosea; Mastigamoebida; Endamoebidae. Gene Ontology annotation, molecular function: protein serine/threonine kinase activity; ATP binding; protein tyrosine kinase activity. Gene Ontology annotation, cellular component: cytoplasm. The record is from RefSeq and is a predicted model, not a curated record. Bases 1 to 2010 code for a protein of 669 amino acids. Gene Ontology annotation, biological process: peptidyl-threonine phosphorylation; peptidyl-serine phosphorylation. The transcript is spliced from 2 exons.
AUGGCCCAAGUGGAGCACAGGAGUGCGUUCAAAGUGAACAAUUCGCGAACAAUCACAAUCUCUCAUCGGAACACUUACUCCAUUUUAAAGGCAUUAACAUCACGAAUGUUGACAACGUAUCGACAAAUCAACCCGGACUUAAUCAUCUCCGCCCAACCCGCUCUAAUCUUAACAGAUCCAUAUAUCGCACUUCACAACUAUGGGUUGGACAAUGCAAAACAUGAAUUGAUUGUUCGGAUUGGCGAUAUCUUAGGAACAGCAACUUCAUUUGAAGGAAGACAGUUUUCGAUGAAUCCGGGGACUGUUUCUCGGUAUGAAGUCGUCGGAAAACUCGGACAAGGGACUUUUGGGAAUGUAUAUAAAUGCACCGAUUUGAUCAAUCAGAGAGACGUCGCAAUUAAAAUCCUCAAAAACAAGAAGGCGUAUUUCAGACAAGGGAUGUUAGAGGUCACGUCUUUACUAGUGUUGAACAAAUUUUAUGACCCGAAGAAGUUGAUUGUGGAGAUGUACGACCACUUUUUGUAUUGCGGACAUCUGUGUAUAGUGACGGAGUUACUUGGAUCGUCACUGCAUGAAUUAAUGAAGUUGAAUCGCCGCAAUGGAUUUAGUCUGCCAACCAUCCAAUUGUUAUCGAAGCAAAUGUUAGAGAGUCUGGACGUGUGUAAGAAGGCGAAUAUCAUUCACUGCGACGUCAAACCUGAAAACGUUUUAUUAACGGGGACGACGCCGCGGUUGAAAUUGAUUGAUUUGGGAUCGUGUUGUUUCGACAACUGCACAUUGUACACAUAUAUUCAGUCGCGGUUUUAUCGAGCGCCCGAAAUCUGUAUAGGGUAUCCUUAUACUUCCGCAAUUGAUAUGUGGAGUUUUGGGUGUAUGGUCGCUGAAAUGUUUUUUGGUAUUCCACUCUUUGUGGCGAGUAGUGAGUUGGGCCUUUUACGAAAACAAGUCCAGUUGCUUGGUGUUCCUCCGACCGAUAUGUUAGAGAAUGGGAGUAAGAGUGAUAACUAUUUUGCGAAGUAUUACCACGCCGAUGACACGUAUGAAUAUGUCUUAAAAGAUGAUGAAGAGUAUGAGACUGAGUUUGGGACUGAAAUUCCAGAAGAAAAGGAUUACUUUAAGAAGAACAGUUUGAAGGAGUUGGUGUAUCUCCAUAACAUCAUUUUGGACGUCUCGAAAGUCCCUGUUGAUGCUGCGACAUUACGACUGACGUUAUUUGACUUUCUUAAUAGGUGUUUGGCAUAUCGUCCCGACGAACGGAUGACUCCAGAAGAAGCGUUAGCGCAUCCACUGUUCAAUUCGAAGCUGAAGAGUGAGAAAGACAUGAAGAAGAAGACGCGCGUUCCGAAUUUGCAAUUAAAAAUACCGAAAAAGAAGAAAGACUCAGCGAAGUUAAAAGAUGACGAGAAGCUGGAAAGCUUGGAAGAGAAGUCGAAGGAGGAGGACAAAAAACGGAACUAUAACAUCACCUCGGAAUAUUAUCAAGUGUUUAUGGAACAACUGUCGAAAGGACAUAUCCCGCUGAUCACUGAAGAUAAUCCAUUUGAGAAAGGAAUGACCCCGGAUUCAUUCCCUUUAGUCUUCCAAAGAGAAUUGAUAUCCCCACAACCCAUAAUAGAGAAACAAGCACAUACCCCAAGGAGAAUCCGAACGGCUAGUGUAGGGGGUGAACCUACCUCUGCGAGAGAACAUCGAUUGUGUUUGUUUAAGAACGAGAAAGAGAAGGAGAAAGACAAAGAUAAAGAAAGCAAAAAGAACUAUAAAAUCCCAACACUGAAGAAAGUACAACACGACGACUCAUCGUCAGAGUCGACAACUUCGUCAUUCUCAUCACCAAGAAAAAGAGUGUUUUCGUUUGUAUCCCCAAGAAAAGCAGAAAGCCCGAAAGAAUCACCAAGAAGUGGAAGUAAACUCAGCUUUUUGGUCCCGUCAUUCAUGAAAAAGAAAAAAAGAAGAGGGUCCGUCGGAGCAGAGGAAAAUGCAGAGGAGUCGUCUCCUGAUACGUCUGUGUGA